Schistocerca serialis cubense is the source of this 414-nucleotide messenger RNA. Its product is annotated as loricrin-like. Lineage: Eukaryota; Metazoa; Arthropoda; Insecta; Orthoptera; Acrididae. The coding region runs from base 1 to 414 and encodes 137 amino acids. The record is from RefSeq and is a predicted model, not a curated record. The transcript has a single exon.
AUGGCUUCCGACGGCUGGUGGAGGGACCCAGGGGCGGCCCAGCUGAGGGGCGGACAGCGGAUCUGCCGGAGUCUGUCCACACAAGACCCUAAAUUGCUCGCGAGGGGGCAGGGGAAACCCCCCGUGGAAUUCCUGUCCAGGCCGUGCACCGCCACUGGGUAUGCUCAGAUGAGGACCUCCAUUGGCGACGGCGACGGCGGCAUGACAGCAGCCUCAGCGUCCAUCGGUUCCGGCACUGUGGAGGAACAUAGUGGCGGCGGCGGCGGCGGCGGCGGCGGCUGGAGUUGGUGCCGUGGCGGCGGCGACAGGCGCCCGUCUGGUGCAGGUGACUGGACUAGCAGCGGCGAUGACGGUAGACGCGCCCGCGGCGGAGGCGCGAGUAGCUGGGGCGCCGGCAGUGAAUUCGUGGGCUGA